Messenger RNA from Pangasianodon hypophthalmus (striped catfish), 5660 nucleotides. RefSeq names its product sprouty related EVH1 domain containing 1 (gene spred1). The coding region runs from base 1206 to 2444 and encodes 412 amino acids. Gene Ontology annotation, molecular function: protein kinase binding. NCBI's taxonomy places the organism in Eukaryota, Metazoa, Chordata, Actinopteri, Siluriformes, Pangasiidae. The transcript has 6 exons. Gene Ontology annotation, cellular component: membrane. Gene Ontology annotation, biological process: negative regulation of MAPK cascade; multicellular organism development. The record is from RefSeq and is a predicted model, not a curated record.
AAGACAGUAAGACAGGUUACUUAAUGCUUCCUUUGGAACUUGCAUAUUUCUGCCAUUCCUCUGCAGCUGUAGGACGGCUUCCGGUCCAUAAUUAUUAUUACAACAGCACAUCCAUUUGGACUGUCUAAAGACUGUUUUUUCUAUCUAAAAGAAAAUGCAAUGACCAGAUUUUACACUCUAGCACUGAUGACCUGUUUACUUAAUGAUUAAGAGGUAACGAUGGAGGAUGAAAGCUGAAAAGUAAGAGUGUGCUGUGGAGUCGCCAUGCCUGUGUGCAUGAUGGAAGUGAGAGCUCCUCAUGCACUUUCCUCCUCGCGCCUGCCUGCCUGCCUGCACGCCUCAACUUCUUUUUGGGAACUGAGGGGACUAUUUGCAACAAAUUUUCAAAAAGAAAUCCUAUCAUUCCCUGCGACAAAAUAAGCACGACAGCAAACACAUUGACAAAAUAUGUGUUUACGGUUUAAAUCACAAACGAUAGCAGCUACUCAAAAACAGUUUGCUGUUUGGUUAAUUAUGUCUUAUUCAUACUUUGAGGCGGAAGGAUUUCAGAGGCGCAGUGCGGCCAAAGCUUCCGCCCAGUUUUCCGAUGCGCGUCGGCCGAGUUGAAAAUGGAGUUCGUGCAGAGAAAGCAGAUCCUCUGAACUUCCACAGCGCUCUUCGUUCUCCUAUUCUUUCGCGUGUAUUUUUAAAUAGUCCGCCUCAAAUACAUGUAUUAAUCUUUGCGUCGGAGCUUUUCUCGGGUUUGUCCAUGCUGUAGGGAGCUGCACAGAGAGGCGCUUGUGUUUGGGUUUGUGUUUUCCCGGAGUGUUGGCUGAAAGUUGCCGAGAGGGAGUAGCUCGGUCGCUAGCUGCCCGGUCACAAAAUCCAACCAAACAGAGCGAUUUUUUGUGCACUUACUAGUUUGAGACACUGGUGGAAAUUGUAAGAGAACGCAGAAGAGGAUGUUGAGGAUGAUCAGUCGGUUGCAGAUGGAUUUUAUUCAUUGGGAAGAUCCGAAUCAGCGGCCGCGGCUCCUGUCCGUCUUCUGAACUGGCUUGAGGGAGCUGCGGAGCUCAGCAAUGCGCCGCCGUCACAGCGGACUGUCGCUCUUCUGUCAAUAACUGCGUUUCAAUGCGAACCAAAAUGGUGAUUUUUGCGAUUUAUUUCCCCGCCUUGACUGCGUCGUCGAUGCUGUUUGCAGGAUUUGGAUCCCCGUGAGGAAAAAAAUGAGCGAAGAACCGGCAAAUCCAAAUAACGAUGACAGUUAUGCGCGUGUGAGAGCAGUGGUCAUGACUCGCGAUGACUCCAGCGGCGGAUGGCUGCCUCUGGGAGGCGGAGGCCUCAGCUGCGUGUCGGUCCACAAAGUUAGCCGGCCGGACUCGGACAGCCCCAACGGCGUGGAUUAUCUCAUCCAGGGGGAGCGACUCAAAGACAAGUUGGUUGUGCUGGAGUGCAUAAUAAAGAGGGACCUGGUCUACAACAAAGUCAACCCUAUCUUCCACCAUUGGAGAAUCGACAACAAGAAGUUUGGCCUGACUUUCCAGAGUCCAGCCGAUGCCAGAGCUUUUGAUCGAGGGAUACGGCGAGCCCUGGAGGACAUAAAGCAAGGCUGUCCGGUGUACAGUGACUCAGAGGUUCCUGAAGAUGGAUUACAGGUUAAUCAGGAGCCUCCCUCUAUCUGCACGCCCAUUAGAGAGCCGUUCUCUCCGCAUGGCCGAGUGGUGUCCACCGAGCCUUUCCGUGGCUGUUAUGUGCGUGCUCAGCCGUUCGAGGAGUUCCCAAGCCCCAGCCACCGCUAUCUGCCCCCGCAGGUCUCUUUCUCCACGACACGCCACGUGAGCUUUCAAAUGGACGAAGAAGAGGUUGUUCGGAUCAACCCCCGCAAGGACGUCCUCAUCCGCGGGUAUGAGGAUUACCGGCACCCAGUCAUGUGGAAGCAGGACACAGAGCGCGACGAUGCUGAUUUCUCUACCACAUUCACCAAACUGGACAGCAAGAAAAGUGAGUACUCAUUUCUGGAAGGCUCUGAGCAUCGCACGGGCACCAAGGACUCGAUCAAAACUCAGCAGCCUUCACCUCUACUAAAGUCCAAGAAGUCUCGGAGGAGGCGGGAGGACGGCGAGCGUUCGCGCUGCAUAUAUUGCCGUGAGAUGUUCAACCACGAGGAGAACCGACGCGGGGAAUGCCAGGACGCGCCUGACCCCAUCAAGCAGUGCAUCUACAAGGUGAGCUGCAUGCUGUGUGCAGAGAGCAUGCUCUACCACUGCAUGUCCGACUCGGAGGGCGACUUCUCGGACCCGUGCUCGUGCGAUUCCAGCGAAGAGCAGUUCUGUGUGCGCUGGCUGGCGCUGCUCGGCCUCUCCAUAAUUGCGCCCUGCAUGUGCUGCUACCCACCACUGCGGGCCUGUCACCACUGCGGAGAGGCCUGCCACUGCUGCGGCGGCAAACACAAGGCCGCCGGCUGAGCCGAGCCGACGGGGGAGAAACACACGGCCACGUGAAGAAACAACCGCCGCCGUCGCUUUUCUUUUUUCAUUCACCCCUUGAGGCGGGUGUGGUGCUCCACCCGCCACCUUGGAGGCUUUGGAGAUUUGAUUUGGCCGAGAGCAGCAGAAGCCAAUGACCGGAUCUUCUUGGGCUCUCGAGCUCACGUCACGGAGCUCGUUACGGAAGGGAAGGCGUUUACGGAAUGAACUCGAAUCACAAAAUGAGCAAAAAUAAAAAAUAAAAAAAGAGACAAAAAAAGUCACUUGACAUACAGAUGUCAGACUUUCAUUACAAAUAGCGUGUAACCUUUGUGAAGGAAUGUUGUCUUUUGUACAGAGAUCAAAACUAUAACAAAGAAAACAAAACUGGUUGUGCAUACAGAGGAUCUGCUGUAUGGGUAUGCUAAAAGGGAUAUUUUCUUGCUUUUUGUGAAUUUGCAGUAGGGUUAAAGUGGCCUUCUCUUUCGACUGGAGCAUUCGCUGACUGUGUAAUUAUUAGACAAAAGAAAACAUGCACUAGUUAAGUGUUCUCCCAUGAAAGGUAACCCUCAUGAAUAAUGGUACAUACACUAAAAACACUUUGGGCAAGUUUUAGCAGUACAAAUUUAAAUUUCUGUAAUGGGUGUGUUUUUCCUGCUUUUCUUUUCGUUGUUUUGUAAGAGACAGUAACGUCAUUUCUUUUGAAAUGGUAGUAUGACAUAUAGCCUUUGUUAUUAAUCGUGCUAAUGUUUAAAAUGCAUCCUUCUCUAAUUGGCAAGACUAUUUGGACCACACAGGUGCAUUCCAGAUUGAGAGAUUGAUGACAUAAUACAGCUGUCCACAUUUAUCCCUGGAUCAUUUCCAUGUCAAGGUCAGCAAGAGAUUGAGAGACCAAUUAGUCAGGAAGUCUAGGAAACUUACAUUUCACUUUCAAUUUCAUCUCAUGUUUAUCAGAGUGAAACUGGGUUCUUUUCAGCUUUUUACUUGUUUUCAAGCUGAAAUUGUGCUCAACCAGCAAGUUUUUUUCUUAGAUGACAUGACACAUUUUGCUAUUUUAAUGUUCGUGGUUAAAAGGGUGUCCAAUUCCUAUUAUCGAACAAGGCACUUGUAUUCAUUUUAAAUAGGAUAUCCCUGUAUUUGAGUUUCUCCAUUCAAAUGCCCCUUAUAAAAGCACUCACUUCCAAGCUUUGGUUACAGCUUCAUGUCCACGUUUUUAUAUUCCAUCCAGUAUGUAGUCUUUGUCAUAGUUUAGAGAGUUUAUGCAUUACUUUUCUGUUUUUCAAUGCACACAAAACAAAAAACACACAAACUGACCUGAUUUACUAUCAUUUGAGACUUGCUGUAAGAUGCAAGAUUUUUUUCAACACUAUAAAUCACUUCCUGUUUCAAGGAAGGUCUGCAGAUUCACAAACCCAAUGUCGAGCAUGUCAUUAUCAAUAAUUAUUAGACAAAAUUAUUAGACACUGCAUUUCUGACAAUUUUCUAAAAAAUUAUAUAUAUAUAUAUAUCUGCCAAAUGAAGGUUUUUUUUUUCCUGUUAGCAGGAAAGUUGCUCCCAAUUUCUAAAAGGCCAGUACGAGGCGUUCCAUACUCCAGUUCCCUGAGCUCCCUGUGCAUUUUACAUCAACACACUUUAUUUUCUAUGCAAAUAUUUCCAUGAGAAACACUUAGAUCUCUUCAUAAAAGUCAGUCAUGUGACACUUUAAUAUUAUAGAUGUUAAUCUUGGUACCAAACUCAAACCUUAUGUAAAUAUGUAACACUAUAUUUAAGCAACAAUAAUAAUCCCAUUCAAAUUUUUAAAGAGAGAGUUGUAUUUAUCACUGCUGUCGGUAUAUACUAUAGCUUGAGUUGACAGCAUUAUGUACAUAGGUCACCUUUUAGUAUUAUUUCACAUUGAAAGUAGAGGGCGUACAUGAUGAAAAUGAUCGAGCUUUUACUAGAGAUUCUCUCUAGUUUUGUAUUGCAGAAAGAAGGCUAGAGAAGGUACAGUAGUGGCAGUCCACUUCUCAAAGGUUUCGUCAUAUGAAGCUGCUAGAAACAAUCACUAAUUAUGCGCUGAGAGGAAUAAAAUUCAGCUAUGGAUGACUGUUAAAACUAAAAUCGUUCUUUGGAUUUGUUGAUCACAAAUGUUUUCUUGUGUUUGUCUUUUCGUUAAGCACACCCAUUUUUAUGUUUCCAGGUUUUUUAAGUCUGUCCUUCCCAUAUUGUGUGGGAUUAAGUUUUUUUUUUUUUUUUUUUUUUUUUUUUUUUAAUUAAAUGUCGCAAGCUGAACCAAGGUUUGAGGAACCUUAACAAAACUUGCUGGCUGAGAAGACAUGUAGAAUAGGCCACAUCCAUACAAUUAUAUUGUAGACAGAUACUGUAAUGCCUAGUUUCAUUCUGCAUUAAGCAGCACGGUGAAGCCACAUGUAAUGUGCUGUGUUUAAUAUGCAACCUGUCUGCUUUCUUUGCUUCCUUUCCACUUUGCCGUUAACUUAGCAUUUAUCCGUCUUCAGUUUUUAACCACUUGCUGCUAGUCUCUUAUUUUUGAACUCUUGGACUUUGUGUAUAACUCUGGAAUGCAUAAAAGAUGAACAUUCUUUACUGUUUAGAGAAAUGCUUAUGUAAAUCUGUCAUUUCAGUGUGAUGUAAAAAAAAAAAAACAACAGCUAUGUUCACAGCAGUUUAGUGGUUUCUUUGGAAUUCUUCGACGCUUUGGUGCACUGACAUGUAGCUAGGCUUUUUUUCCCCCUUUUCAUAGCGCUUGAUGAUGUAAAGCUCACGUGAUAAGUUUGAAGUUGUGAAGACAUUUGUGUUAUGGUAAUUGCAGUAUAAAUGGUACUCUGAUGAUUCCACUAUGAACACUGCCUGGUUCUUUAUCUGCAUCUCUGAGUUUUAGUGCCAUCUGCUUCACCCACUGACAACCUCGAAAAAGUGCCUCACGUCCAUCAGAAGUUCCAUCCAAAACUUAACCGCUCUUGCUAUGGUUGUAUUGGUUUAUACACGUCUAGGUAUUUGUAUCAUGGUUUGAAAAAUACCAAGUAUAUGAUGUAAUAUUUAUAGUUCAGUAACUCAUGUCAUAGUUGUAUUUUCUUUAUACAGAUGUAGCUUGUUACGUUUCAUAAAUAUAUAAUGUAAAUAUGCAUACAAAUGUUUGUAACUGUUUUUGUUACAUCAUACACUUGUAAUUUGACAUAUAAAAUAACAUUACCAUAAUAAAAGGUGAGUUUUAAUGUA